CGAAUAAUCUUUUAAGCGAAUUUUAGUAGCGAUAAAGUUAACAAAUUUUUGUUUUUUUUUUUUCUUGUAAGCAAUUGAUGAAUCUAUGAACAAGUUUCGUAGACCUACACUACUUGAGAAAGUGAAUAAUGCUUGCUUUUUUACUCGAAAGUGGAACCACUUUAGUCUUAAUCAGCUUUUAAAGUUGGAAAGAAUCAAAAAACCAAACAAUAGAACCCAUGUUCCACUGUCUCUCUCCUUUCUUGCGGACUUUAUUAUGGGUAAGUCGUCGGCAAGACUCCGCCGGAGCCAAACCUCUACGUCGGAGAACAAAACGACCGACGGUGAGUUGUCGGGUAAAGAUGGCUCUAAUGUUCCUCAUAGCUCCGACUCAGAGACUGAGUCAAACUCGAGCUUAGAUUCCGGGACCGAGUCGAACAUAAGCUCUGACUCGACAACUUACACAGGACUGUCGGCGAUCGUAAGGGUCUUGUCUGACUCUCUGCUUCGAACGGAAUUGGCGGAGAUGGAGAUGAUCAAGGCUCGUGAAGCAGCUAGGUUGGAAGCUGAGAAGAGGAGGUUGGAAAUGGAAGUAGAGUUGACUCGGAUGGUGCUUGAGACUCAUUUGCAAGCGACGGCGUCGUUACUCGUCGGAGAACAGAAUAUUUCUCCGGAGGGGAGGAAGAGAAAGAGAUCAGAAGAAGCUGAAGAACACGGUGAGUCCUCCUCUUCCACCUCAAGGGAAAAGAAAUUAGCUUUGUUGGGAUAACUUCAACUUAACCUGACUUUUUGGAACUCUUUGACCUGAAAAAAUUACAAAAACGUCAAAGUCAAAAGGUCAAACUGUCUUAUGUUUUGUUUACUCUUUAUGUGUUUCGAGGGAGGAUACUUCUUUACUCUUUUGUUCAACCUCUAAUGAAUAAUUUUACUAAUACAAAGUCUAAUAGAAGGUGUGUUGUUUAGUA
This is a messenger RNA of Camelina sativa (false flax), 944 nucleotides long. RefSeq lists its product as uncharacterized. Lineage: Eukaryota; Viridiplantae; Streptophyta; Magnoliopsida; Brassicales; Brassicaceae. The record is from RefSeq and is a predicted model, not a curated record.